Hypanus sabinus (Atlantic stingray) is the source of this 1279-nucleotide messenger RNA. Its product is annotated as gap junction beta-5 protein-like. Gene Ontology annotation, biological process: cell communication. The record is from RefSeq and is a predicted model, not a curated record. Gene Ontology annotation, cellular component: connexin complex. Lineage: Eukaryota; Metazoa; Chordata; Chondrichthyes; Myliobatiformes; Dasyatidae. The transcript is spliced from 2 exons. The coding region runs from base 58 to 654 and encodes 198 amino acids.
UCGGAUUUGGGUUUUGAUAAGAACAAGAACUCUACUCGAAUGGGAAAGUAAACUCAGAUGGAUCUGCACAUGGACAUGAUCCCGCCAUUAAGCGGCAUUCAACUUCCUGCUUCCUCUUUCGGUAGCAGUUGUCUGGCCGCGUUAUUUGUCGUUCGAGUCUUCACUAUGAUCGUCACCGCAAAAACCAUUUGGAAAGACGACUUGGACGAUCUGUUCUGUAAUUCUACCCAAGUGGGCUGCAGUCGAGAAUGUUACACAGAGUUUUCUGUUCUGUCGCCAUUUAACUUCUUUGCGCUACAAACAGUAUUUGUUACCACACUGUUGAUCUGCAAGAAGAACCUGAGGCGGUACCAUAUCUCUAACCAAACAGCCUGCAACUAUUUGAGUAUGCUUUCCAGAAUACUUACUGAAGGAAUGUUUCUCGUUCUAUGGCAUGUGAUCUACCCUAGUUUAUUGAGGAAAUCUGCCUUUAACUGUGAUAUAUUUCCCUGUGAGCCAACAGUGGUCUGCACUAUGCUUGGAAAUAGACAGAAAAAUGCCUUUUCAGUGUUUAUGUACAUAUGUUCUUUGGCUUGCAUAUUAAUGUGUGUGAUUGAAAUGUUCACACUGGCAAAAAAAAACAUACGUUCUUUAAAUUACAUCCAGGUCUUUUAAAUGUUAUAGCUUCGCUACAUCUGUUAUAUGCACUUUUUUCAAAUGGAUUUGAUUACACUGGACAAGGAAGAUUUCCCUUCAGAAUACUUUUGGGUGUAUCUUAUGGAUAUUGCAGUCACAGAGAAACUGUCAUCAGGGGAACUGGAAUUUAUCAAUGGUGGAUGACUAGUAGUAGUCUCUCGAAGUCCAAGGAAGACGAAUGCGUUACGCAGUUAACGUCUGUGGGCACGCAUACAACGUCCGAGGCGCAGAUGACUAUUGAACACUUAAGUCUCAGACAGAGCACAAAUGAAAGUCAACGGAACGUUUUCAGCUUCGCUGAACUAUUGCAGUGUCAGCACCAUUAUCCAAUUAAACACAUAUUCAUAAGUUAACACGAGGAAAUCUGCAGAUGCUGUUAAUUCAAACAGCACACCACCACAAAAUGUUGGUGGAGCACAGCAAACCAGGCAGCAUCUAUAAGAAGCACUGUCGGCGUUUCGGGCCGAGACCCUUCGUCAGGGCUAACUGAAAGGAAAUAUAGUAAGAGAUUUUAAAGUACAAAAGUCGACAGUGCUUCUCCUUAUAGAUGCUGCCUGGCCUGCUGUCUUCCACCAGCAUUUGGUGUUUGUUGUUUCAAUAAGUU